This is a messenger RNA of Penicillium verhagenii, 1653 nucleotides long. RefSeq names its product putative peptidyl-prolyl cis-trans isomerase (gene cwc27). The coding region runs from base 1 to 1653 and encodes 550 amino acids. Lineage: Eukaryota; Fungi; Ascomycota; Eurotiomycetes; Eurotiales; Aspergillaceae. The record is from RefSeq and is a predicted model, not a curated record. The transcript has a single exon. Gene Ontology annotation, molecular function: peptidyl-prolyl cis-trans isomerase activity. Gene Ontology annotation, cellular component: catalytic step 2 spliceosome. Gene Ontology annotation, biological process: protein peptidyl-prolyl isomerization.
AUGUCUACUCAGUACGCCACUGAGCCUAACCCGACUGCAUCGGUCACGCUAAAUACGACCGUUGGCCCAAUCCACAUCGCUCUUUUCGCAAGUCAGGUCCCUCUCACCUGCAAGAACUUCCUUCAGCACUGCAAGGACAACUACUAUGCUGGAACCAUCUUCCAUCGUGUUGCUCCAGGAUUCAUUAUCCAGGGAGGGGAUCCGACCGGUACUGGGUCCGGUGGUACCUCCAUUUACGAAUACCCGGAAUUCGAGUAUGACCCCGAAGCGCGCGACCCGAAUGAGCGAAUAGUUCUCCGAGAUGAGCUGCACAGUCGCCUGCGCUUUAACCGGCGCGGGCUGGUUGGCAUGGCCAAGAGUGAAGAUGGGACAUAUGGUAGUCAGUUCUUCAUCACGCUGGACAAUACUGAGCGGGAGCUGAAUGGGCAAUGUACCAUGUUUGGGCGGUUGGAAGGAGACAGCAUUUUCAAUGUGUUGAAGAUCGCUGAGGCAGAGCGCGUCGAGGGCACCGAGAAGCCUGUAUACCCGGUGAAAGUUACUUCUUGCGAGUUGGGCGAGUUGGGACCAAUGGAAGGCAAGCUAAAAGAUCGGAAAACCGUCUCGACAUCGACAGGUGACAAGCCGGCAGCCAAGAAGAAGAAGAAGAACCCCAAGGCUGCAAAGGUGUUGCUGAGCUUUGGAGAGGACGAAGGCGAAGAGGAGAUGCCCCUGCGCCCAGCAAAGCCGAAGUUCAAUACAAAGCUAGUUGCCGAUGCGCCUGGUGCGACUGGCGACACAAAGCCAGCUACGAAUUCGCAAAAACCAGAACCCAAACAGCAACGAAAGAGACCGCGCUCUCCAUCUCCGAAACGAUCCCCAUCAGCAGAGCGCAAACCACGUCCGAAAACACCUGAACCUCAAGCCCAACUCCCUCUACAAGACCCCGAAUCACCCGAACGAUCACCUACACCCGAAAAAGAAUCAAAACUCUCACGAACAAAUGCCGAAAUCGCGUCCCUGAAGGCUUCUAUGCGUCGAAAUGUUGACACGGGACCUGCCGAUACGGGCCACAAGAAGUCAGCUAUUGAAGCAAUGAUUCCCGAGACUGCGAUUCGAGGUCGGAGGCGCCCUCCACCAGGCUCUACCAAUGGUGUCGCAUCUAUUUCGGGGCCCAGAAAUUCGGCAGAGAAUGAGGCGCUCAAGAUGUUCAAUGCUUUCAAAGCUAAGCUUGAAGGCGCAGAUACACAGUCCUCAGCUCAACCAUCGAAUAAGGAAUCACACACAAACAAGGGCAAGGAAAGGCAAGCCCAGGAUGAUGACGACGACGAAGAGGAACAGCUAUGCGACCUGCACUUCAUCGUGAAUUGCCAAUCUUGCAAGGACUGGGAUGAACCGGAAGCUGCAACAUCGGAUAAUGCGGAGGGCGAAGAAGAAGGAUGGAUGUCCCAUCAGCUUCGAUUUGGAAAGGAUACAUUGGGCAAAGAUCUGAACUGGAAGAAAGACCACCAAGCCGAUGUGGACUCACUCAUGGUGAUUGACCCUCGUGAGAAGGAGAAGGAUCUGGCUGGCAGCAGCAGCAAUGGUCGCAAGAGGGGCUUCCAGCGGGAUCGAGAACGUGAGCGCAAACUGGAGCGAGCGGGAGAUCUUGAAUGGGGUCGGGAGAGGAGGCAAUAA